Molecule: messenger RNA, 186 nt
Organism: Penicillium canariense
Lineage: Eukaryota; Fungi; Ascomycota; Eurotiomycetes; Eurotiales; Aspergillaceae
Exons: 1
Coding region: 1-186 (61 amino acids)
Source: RefSeq, a predicted model, not a curated record
AUGUCCGAGGCAAACUGGUGCCAGGUCAAAUUGCUGGGUACAUUAGAUGGAGUCGCAAAGCAUUGUUCCAGGGCCGGCGUCGUCAAGUUCAUGACGUCGAGGCUGAUGUCGCUCGGCCCCGAUGGCGAUGCUAUACUCGGUGGUUCCAAAGACAAGAAGACCAUCGAAUUGUACCAGCCGACAUGA